Pseudophryne corroboree (corroboree frog) is the source of this 3704-nucleotide messenger RNA. RefSeq names its product NUS1 dehydrodolichyl diphosphate synthase subunit (gene NUS1). Gene Ontology annotation, molecular function: ditrans,polycis-polyprenyl diphosphate synthase [(2E,6E)-farnesyl diphosphate specific] activity. Bases 185 to 1099 code for a protein of 304 amino acids. Gene Ontology annotation, cellular component: dehydrodolichyl diphosphate synthase complex; endoplasmic reticulum membrane. NCBI's taxonomy places the organism in Eukaryota, Metazoa, Chordata, Amphibia, Anura, Myobatrachidae. The transcript is spliced from 5 exons. The record is from RefSeq and is a predicted model, not a curated record.
UCCAACCUGCAGUAGCCACAUCACUUCGCUUCUUUCCUGCGGAAGUGACAUCACGCUGUAUACUGACCAAUCCGGGCCGCGGAUGUGUUAUGCCCCGGAGUCACACACAGUGUAUGGCAGGCACUGAGACAGUGGUGGGAUGCUAGCAGCGGGGCUGAGGUGCCGGUGUCAGUGAGCGGCGGACAUGUCCGUGCUAUACGCGCUGGCCUGGCGCCUCCUGCACGUGUUGCUCGGCGUGCAGCGCGCGCUUCUCUCGUGGCUCCGGCUCUGGCACUGGCGGCUGUGGCGGGCUGCGGGCGCGCUCCUCGUGCCGGCUGAUGCUGGCUUCCACGAGCGGGGUCUGCGAGGGGACGGCUCAUGCCUUUCGCGACGACGAGAUUGUACCGGCAGUUGCGGGUGCCCGGAGCCCGCGGACAUCCCUUCCCUCCGGCAGCGCUGUGACUGCUCCUACCUGCAGCGCGAUUUCACCGCGCAUCACCGGAGAGACCGAGCCAAGCUCAACAAGCUGCCCGUGCACCUGGGGCUCCUCAUCGGCGAGGAGCAGGAGAGCUACACGGACGUGGCCAGCCUGGUGGUGUGGUGCAUGGCUCUGGGUAUCUCCUAUGUCAGCGUCUAUGACCAGCAAGGGAUCUUCAAGCAAAAUACUUCCAGACUUAUGGAUGAAGUUUUAAAACAGCAGAAGGAAUUAUUAGGUGAUGAAUGUUCAAAGUAUCCACUAGAGUAUGCAAAUGGUAGCACUGACAAAACAGAUAAAGAUUUCCGCCAUUUGUCUGUACUAAAGGUGCUAUCGCCCGAAGAUGGGAAGCCCAACAUUGUGAAAGCUGCUCAAAGUUUUUGCCAGCUCGUGGCAGAGAAACAGAAGACGCCAACAGACCUGGAUGUAGAAUUCUUUGACAAUCUAUUAAGAAGUACACAGAAUUUCCCAGACCCUGAUCUAAUAUUAAAAUUUGGUCCUGUAAACAGCACAUUAGGUUUUCUGCCAUGGCACAUACGACUUUCGGAAAUAAUUUCUUUACCAACACAUGUGAAUAUCCAAUAUGAAGACUUUUUUUUUGCUCUACGUUGCUACGCGGGCUGUGAGCAGCGUCUUGGGAAAUGACCUUUUCGGUUACACCUUUCGGACUUCAUUCAAAAAAGGACUGAACACAUGCUUACAAGCAGUCUGUUAUUGUCUCUUUGGUUCACAGUACUUACCCCAGAUUUGGUCUCCACCUAUUAUACAUCUGUUCCUAAUGUUGUCUUAAUGAUUAGAAAGUGUCAUCAGCACUCUGGAAAGCAGAAGGGAUAUAUGUGGAUACGAGCACUGUGUAAAGAUAUUGUUAAUUGAGGCAUCCACCUGCAAAUAAAGUGUUCCAUGUAAGGUGUAUCGUAAGAAAGUCUAUUAUGACUACCUAUGAAGAAUUGUUUAAGCAAGCAGUCCGUCCAGCUAUUGGAAGGUAUCGUAUGGGCUGUUGAACGGCCAAUCACGGGGAUGUUUCUUCGGCCAGCACGCACUUAAGAUGUGCAGAAUGUCAAAGGUCAUUUAUUGUCCACUGCAGUAAAAAGGACACAUGCUUUAGUUACCAAAAAUGCUUAUUAGAGAUGUAUAAUUUCAUUAAGUGUCCCAAUAAUAUGAAGUAUUUUAAAAUACUACACAUUAAAAUACAAACCAAAAAGUUAAAAUCUUUAUUUCAAAUAUAUUCUUUGUUAUGGAUCAAUCAACGUUUAAGUAGAAAUGUAAAAGAACUGAAUAGCUGUAGCACAAAAUUGCACUGGAACUAGUCAAACAACUUGAUAAGUUUAUAAUUUAUCAUACAACAGUAAUAUUUAGGAUAAAACAACUUAAAGUGGUUGCCUGGAGCUCCAAACCUCUCAACUUCUACUAUAUUAGGUUGUAGCUGCUGUUGCUUAUACAUUGUAAAACAAAGCUUUUACAAUAUUUAUGUAUACAUAGCUAUAUAUGAUUGCCACCGUGACAUUGCUUCCAUUAGGAUGGGUAAUAAAAUUUGGACAAUGAGCAGUAUUUGCAAGCUUCCCAUGCUGAAAAUACACUUGAAAUUCAUGAUUAUUUUAGUGGUGUUCUGUUUGCAGUUAUUUAUUACUUUUGUCUUAAUUUGCUAUUGGUUACCAUGUAAUCCUUUCUACCAUAUGUAUUUAAUAGAAGUGUUCCAUGUUAACAAUGUUGCUUGCAGUAGCUUCUGCUUUAGUCUAUUUGAGUAGAACUCUGCCAGAAGGGUAUACUUUUUGGUUCGUGGUUCUUUUUCUAAUGCUGUUGAUUAAGUCCAAGGAACUUCAGUCUUUAGGAACUAUGCCAACACAGAGUGACCUGUUUCAGGUUGACACAAAUGCAUUUUCCUAACUUUUACUACAUAAUUGUGCCGCACAGUGAAUAAGACUGUAAAAAAAAAAAAAAAAAAAAAAUUAAAAGUGUCUACAAUAUCAGAAAUGUCUUCGUUUUACCUAUUUACAAACCUCCACUUUUACAAAAUUAGAGAUCUCCAGUAAAAUAUACUUCCAGCAGACGGAACGUUGGACCAUCUGCUUUUUUUGUUUAGACCCACCAGGCGUAUUGUCUGCAUUCUCCAUUACUAAAGAAUACUAAUAUCAGAGAUUGCAAGCAGUGGAAAGAAUAGUGCAGACACAUGGGUACCAAGUAGAAGCCCUGCAGCUUUACUAAGUAUGUACUAGUUACUAUAGGUUAAGCCAGUUUCUCUUGUGCUUAGGGAGGCCAGUUCAGGGCUGUUUUCAAUCCCAGGAUUAGCUAUUGAAAAACUCACAAUCCCUGGAGACACGGGAUUGAGGUGAUAAAAAAAAAAAAAAAAAAUCUCAUUCCCCCGCUAAGGAAUAAAAUAACUUUAUGCCCCUCCAACCAGUCCAGAGAGUCCACUCCAAAAAGAGCAGCAGGAACAUAGGUACCACCAUUGCACUUCCGUCCCAGUUAGUCCCAACACCAAGAAGCGGUGAUGAGUGUCACACUUGGUGUCACUCGACACCCGCACCACCCAGACGCUCAGCACUGUAGUAUUCUGCGGCUGAAGAGGCAGGCUGGUAUGCUGCGCAGCGUGACCUCUCUGAAGUCACGUCGGGCAGCGUCUCAGCCAAGCGCUGCUAGUGCUCAAAACUGCUCAAUCCCAAAAAACCUAAACUGUGCAUAUGCAACCGAAUCCUGCAAAUCCCAGGAUUGGCCUCCCUAAUUUGCUCCUUUUUAAAAUGGCGUAAACUUUCUAGAACAGAACUUAAAUACAGGUGACAAUUUUGUCAUUCUGUAUUUCUAUAAUAAGACACUAAAUUAUGUAACAGGUCUCUGAACCUACAUUUCUUGUUUGCUGUAUUCUGCCUAAUACACACUUUGUGUUUUUUUAUUUUGUGGAGUAUUGGAUUCAUAUUCAUGUAGAUGGAGACUAGAGCUUGAUGGCUGUGGGAAAUCCUAUUCUAACAUAAGUUUUAUUAAAAAUGUGCACUCUACCAUUUGUGCCAAGCACUUUGUCCAUCUCUGGGGAUUUAUCUAUGAAUGUAUGUGAACCUGUUAUGUCAUUAUCUUGACAACUUCUCAAUAGCAUUUUUACAGAUGCGUCCUCUUGUGCUCUAUGUUGCUGUAAUGUUUGGCUAAAUGUAAAUUUGUACAUUUUUUUUUUUUUAUGGUUUUAAGAACCCGACCAUGAAUUUUAAUAUGGAAAAAUAUACAUUGUAUAAGAACAGAUUGUAAAUAAAGUCAUUUAAUACUA